Molecule: messenger RNA, 879 nt
Organism: Schistocerca serialis cubense
Lineage: Eukaryota; Metazoa; Arthropoda; Insecta; Orthoptera; Acrididae
Product: dynein regulatory complex protein 8
Exons: 8
Coding region: 1-879 (292 amino acids)
Molecular function (GO): calcium ion binding
Source: RefSeq, a predicted model, not a curated record
AUGACGGGACACCAUAUCACCCAUCUGAUUGGACUUGUCAGCAGUUACUGUUGCAUGCUACACAUUUGCCAGGGUCAAGACACACAGUGUGCUCUAGCAGUGAGAUCACAUUGUGACAAUAUCAGUGCAAAUGGUUUCAGUGGAGGAACAAGUGUGCAGGGAGUCAGUGCGCAUGUGCCUUUGAAUUCUGAUUUGGAGAAGAGAAUUAUUGAAGCUUUUGAAGUAUUUGAUCAUGCUGGGAACAAAUCAAUUGAUGUUCGUGAAGUCUGUACUAUUGUCCGUUCCUUAGGAUGUUGUCCAACUGAAGCAGAAAUACAAGAAAUUCUUGUUGCAGUUGAAGAUCAAGAAACAUCAGGAAGUGUUCAGCUUGACAAAUUUUUACCAGUAAUGAAACAGAUAAUCCAGGAAAACAGAUUGCAACCAGCUUCACCUGAAGAACUCUUAAAGGCAUUCCUGACACUGGAUCCAGAGAACAAGGGGUAUCUCACCAAAGAUUUUCUGAGUAAAGCAAUGAUGGAAGAAGGUGAACCAUUCACUCAGGAAGAAUUGGAUGAAAUGAUGGCUAUUGCUAUUGAUGGUGAAACAGGGAACAUCCCUUAUGAAUACUACAUUAAUCAGUUGAUGAGAUUGAAAGUUUUUCUUAAUGUUACACUAAAACUUACUAAUUUUUAUUUAUUUUAUUUUUCAAGUCAAACACUAUACAUCUGUGGUACAUCUACACAUAUAACUAAAAUCAAAUUCCCCAUCAUGUUUUUCUGCCUAUAUAUGAAGGCUAGGCAGUGUUACCUAUGGUUAGUUGUAACUAUUACUGCUAAUGAUCCAGCAGAGGGUAGCCUAAGAGAUCAGUCAGUGCAAUACUGGUAUAUAAGACAAAAGUAA